AUGGCUGGUCUUGCUGUUCGCCCACGUGUUAUUCGAGGCGAACCGUUUGAGACCCAUGGACCCAGACCCUUCCGCGAACGGCAAGCGAUCUAUGUGAUGGAACUCGAAAAACGGCUUCAGAUCGCCGAAAAGCCAGAAACAUCCCGAAUGGUGGCGCUCGAGGAAGAAAAUCGCGUUCUGCGCGAUCAGCUGCUGGAGUGUCGCAAGAAGCUUCGGAGCAUCCAGGCGUCUUUAGAGGGUGUAUCCGCCGACAUCACAGGCGUACUUUACGAGAAGCUAGGCUCAGACGUCGACAAGUCGGAGCUGGAUGUGGCAGGAGAUGGAGAAGCGGAUAAAUGUACCGGGGAUCCUGUCUACUCUCAUAGACUGGACUUCGGUUGUGAUGUCCAACAGGUCGAUAGCUCACUUAUAUCACCCACAACAGACAUAACGUUGCCGCAAACUAACAACCGUAUAUCUGACCUUGGACCGGUAGAGAUCAUCCGCCGCAAUGAGGAUCCGACUACUCUUCUGGAUAUUUCUUCCACACUGUUCCCAGACCUGUUUAUUGAUCUCGCAUCUUCCGGGAAUGGGCUUGGCUGCUUUCAGCAAAUCGACUCGGGGAAGGAGGUCUGUUUGGUACACCAAUCAUCCGCAAAUACCGAAUUCCAUCUCAACAGCUCUGAAGCAAUACUCUCCGGAGCCAACUCAUCAUACUCUGCUCACAUUAUCGCGUUCGAAUCCUGUAUCAAGCGAAAAUGGAAUGAAUUGAAACAUCAGCUGUACGAUGACAUGAAUAGCCUUCGCUCGUCUGUAGACCUCAUGUUGUCAGCAUUCGUAUGCUCAAUGUGGCCGCCAAUGAUGAGCUUCUAUACCUAUACGGGUGCUCAUAUCCGACUGGGAAAGCUGACCAUGUGGCGGAUCAACGCAAACCCAGAGACGUACGCCGAUCUCGACCUAUCUUACCGACCGAGUCUCCUUCAACAGUCGAGCUUACACGCUGCGAUCAUCGACUGGAUACCGUUUCCAUCUCUGAGAGAUCGGAUUCUACUUGCGUAUACCGACGAGCACCUGGACCGCUUAGUCUGCGACAUUGGCGACUCCUACGUUAUCCAAGUCGAUCUGUCGAAGCUAGUGCGAGGCUUCACUCCAAAGUUGGGAUAUAUCGGGCUAUGGGAUCUUCUUACCGUCGCAGCUUCGCAAAGCACACCGAUAGAGGAUAGCCCUUUCCCUUCGACGCUGACUGAUAUCAACAUAAAAGAGUACACUGACCCUCCAACUUGGCAAUCAAUCAACAACAAGUUCAAAGAAUACUGCCUGCCCGCGCCGAGCUUGGAAGCUCUCUUUACGUCGCCUGAGUAUGCACUCGCAGCAUAUCGCUCUUUUGACUUUCAACGUGAUCCUUCUUUACUUCGUCUCGAUCCCACGUUCUACCAGAAAUACCCAGAACUACAUGACGCACAAACCACCCUAAUCGCAAGAGGCACACCUCUACGCCGGCCAGACAGACCAAGUUGGCCCCUCCCCCCAACCAUGACGACACCGAUGAUGCAGAGAUAUAAUAGUAUUGCAACGUGGGCUUUCGACUGUGCGAUAGAAAAGCUUCGGCGCUGA
Fonsecaea nubica is the source of this 1593-nucleotide messenger RNA. RefSeq lists its product as hypothetical. NCBI's taxonomy places the organism in Eukaryota, Fungi, Ascomycota, Eurotiomycetes, Chaetothyriales, Herpotrichiellaceae. The coding region runs from base 1 to 1593 and encodes 530 amino acids. The transcript has 4 exons. The record is from RefSeq and is a predicted model, not a curated record.